AUGGCAGUCCUUGGGACUUGGCGACAGUGCAUUUGCCAAAACGUCGGGGGCUUCGACACGGCGAUCGACAGCCUGCUACACCUGGCUCAUGCCAUCUUGGAAUGUGAGGCUGCUUCGCGUGCCCAUCUUCUCCGGGGUCCUCCAGGCUCUGGCAAGAGCCACCUUGCAGAAGAGUUCGCCGCCGUAGCAGGAGCACCUGGUGUGAUAGAAGGCACGGCACAUGUUCUGGAUGCUGGAUUUGCCAUCUCUCAAAGGCAUGCUGGGGCCAAAGCAUUUCAAGCGAGGUUAAGACUUGCAACGGAUCAUGCUCAAGAGCGGAAAGCAAGGGCCAGUCUAUGCCCUUCUUCAGCUACGCUUGAGGUCUUAAUCUUGGAAGGGGCUGAGACUUUGGAGGAAAAAGAUGAGUCGGAGUUGAGGGAGAUCAUUGACCUGCGACAAGUUGUUGCGGACAUGCUGCUCUGGGAAUUGCAACUUUGGCAUGAGAGGUCGUUGCCCAUUCUAUUGCUUGUCCCGUGGACAUCCUUUGAAUCGGAGCCCUCCCAAAUUUCGGGGCGUGGUGCUGUGGAAGGGAGCAUAACUUUGCCCAUACCAUUGGGCUUGAAGCAACGACAUGAGGUGCUUCAGGUAUGCUCGCGUCAUUUGAAUCUUGAUGCCAAGAGCCCGGACAUUCUGACAUGGCUGGCCAAGUCAACUGGUGGCUUCCUGCCCUGUGACCUGGUUGCGCUAUGUCGCUCUGCUGCCUUGGCAGCAGUUCCCUCUGCUCAGAACGGCACCGUGCAGGUGCUUAGGGAACAUUUUGAGAAAGCUCGAGCAUUUAUGGAUCCCACUCCAAUGCGCGGAGUUUCUGCUGCACGGAGACAAUCACAAAAUUUUAAGGCAUUUGAUGAUGCGAGAGGUUUCGACGCCGUGGUGGGACAGGACGAAGCUGUUUCUUCUCUGCGUGCACUGGUUGUGAAGCCCUUCAAUUCAUGGCAGCAUGCUGGUCCUGAUCCCGAACCGAACCACGGGUUACUGGAGCCACCUUGCGCCGUGUUGAUCAGUGGGAGCCCUGGCAGCGGCAAGACCUUUGUUGCAUCGCAACUCGCCAUGGAACUUGGGCUUCAUUUCUUUGCCGCAUCACCAGCAGACCUCCUGGCAUCUCGCGUGGGGGAUGCCGAAAAACGUGUCGCAUCGCUCUUCUCUUCGGCAAGACAUUGUGCACCCAGCACUUUGCUUCUAGAGGAUCUUGACACGCUGCUACCUCAGGUAGAUGAUCCCUUUGAUCUAGAGGGACUCGGAAGGGACGCUUCCGCUUCAGAGACCGCCAUUGCCUACACACUUCGAAGUGAGCUGGAUAUCAUUCAGACUCGGAGGAGUGAGUACCGAGAGUUUCUUGCAGGGAAAGCUGUAGCCAGUCCUCUUGCAGCGGAAGCUUUGGUUCUAACAAUUGGCACCACAAGUGCUCCAGACAAGGUGGUAUCCUGGCUACUUGUGCCCCAUCGCUUUUCUAUGCACAUCAGACUGAAGCCAAGAUUGAGUGAAGAGGAGAUGCUGGAGCUCCUCUGCCGCAAUGCCAAAGGGCUCGCCCAAACAUCAGCGCUCAAAGCUAGCGCAGAGGAGCUUUGCAAGGUGGGUGGUUCUCCGGCAGAUGCUGCAGCUGUUUGUCGCGCGGCCGCUGUCACAUCCGUGAGACGCAUGGUGAAACUGGGCCAUGCCAAAGGAGAAAUGACGACCGAUGACAUUCUGGGCGCAAUAUCCCUUUGCAGGAGGAAAUAG
Messenger RNA from Durusdinium trenchii, 1755 nucleotides. NCBI's taxonomy places the organism in Eukaryota, Dinophyceae, Suessiales, Symbiodiniaceae. The record is from the annotation of a GenBank genome assembly.